Messenger RNA from Vitis riparia (riverbank grape), 1561 nucleotides. RefSeq names its product R3H domain-containing protein 1. The record is from RefSeq and is a predicted model, not a curated record. The transcript has 4 exons. The coding region runs from base 226 to 1296 and encodes 356 amino acids. NCBI's taxonomy places the organism in Eukaryota, Viridiplantae, Streptophyta, Magnoliopsida, Vitales, Vitaceae. Gene Ontology annotation, molecular function: nucleic acid binding.
GAUAUAGAAAGAGGAGGGGAAGAGAGGGGGAGGGUUUUCUUUCCAUCCUUUUCGUUUCGGCCUUGUGAGAAUUGUGAUGCUCAUAAGAAGUAGAUUCUCUUCUUCUUCUUAACCCUUGGCUCUUCCCUCUGGUCCUCAGCAUCGAGGGUGGAGGAGGAGAAGGAGAAAAGGAGAGAGAGAAAAUCCGAAGAGAAGGCAUUUGUGGAGAGGGGGAAAAUUCUCGCCAUGGAUUCAGCCCCAUACGCCAAUGAUGUCUCAGCCACUCCAGGAGAUAAGGAGUCCAUGGUCGACCCUUUCUUGGUCGAGGCUCUUCAAAACCCUCGCCAUCGUCUCACCAUUUUGAGAAUGGAACUUGACAUUCAAAGGUUCCUGCAGAACCCUGAUCAACAGCAAUUCGAGUUCCAACAUUUCCCCACUUCCUACCUUCGGCUUGCAGCUCAUCGUGUUGCUCUACACUAUGGUUUGCAGACCAUGGUUCAGGAUAACAGUGUAGAUGGUCUGGCAAAUAGAAUCGUGGUUAUGAAAACAGCUGAGAGCAGAUGUCCUGCAAUCUGUUUAUCUGAAAUUCCUGCUAAACAAUCGGAGAACGAAAAACCUGAACAUAUUAAAAUUGCAAUCAGGCGUAGGCCUAAUAAAACAUCCUUAAAUGAAACAAAUGAAAAUGGGAUCAAACGAAGUUCUGUUAGAACAGUGGAGGAGAGGAAGGAGGAUUAUGACAAGGCACGAGCACGUAUCUUUAGUACCCCUGCCAGUCCUGACUCAGAUGAUACAUUGCCUCAGGCCCCAGCAGAUGGAAAAAAUUUGUGCUUGAACGGAGAUGAGAAUGAAGGUUGCAGGAACUCCAUGGCUGAUCCAGAAAAAAACAUCAGCAUCAGGGAUAGUGGUACUUCAUCUCGGGUCGCCAUUUUCAGAGAUAGAGAGAAAGAUCGUACUGACCCAGAUUAUGAUCGGAGCUAUGAGAGAUAUGUUAGGAACCUUCCUACAAACCAAAGCUUUAGCUUGGCACCUUUCGAUGCGCAAAAGAUUCAACAUCCAUUUCUGCAGUAUGAUACUGGUUUUCCUCAGUUGGGUCAGAUUCAAAGGACUCAAGCUUCCCUCAGCUACAGGCCUUCAAACCCAAUCAUGAACCCUUUCUGUGCGAUGGGACUGAAUCAGACAUCCAGGGAUGCUGUUUAUCUGCAGUGGCCUAGUCAUUCAAUGAUGUAUGCACAUUCUUACGAGCAGUUUAGACAUGCUGUUUUCCAGGCUCCUUUCUGUCAGCAGCCUCUGAGCUUUGAUUACUCCCAGAACCAUUAAGUGACAAUGAUUAGGUGGGGAUUUUCUGUAUGACUGAUUUACGUUUAAAUUUCUUGUCCAUUUUUUGGACUGUUCUGAUGGUAGGUUCAUUGUCUUAUGUUUUUGUUACAGUCCUUACUACAGUUUAGCUUGCGUCAUAUGUCUCCUUUUGGAUCUUAAUAUUAGUAAGGGAGUGAAUGAUAAUACUGCUUUCCAUAUGACUGACUAUAAUCCCUCUGGUGGAACUAUAUGACUUGAUUAAAUGCUCUCUUCUUGUUGUGGUUGU